Strongylocentrotus purpuratus (purple sea urchin) is the source of this 1670-nucleotide messenger RNA. Its product is annotated as microfibril-associated glycoprotein 4-like. The coding region runs from base 239 to 1375 and encodes 378 amino acids. NCBI's taxonomy places the organism in Eukaryota, Metazoa, Echinodermata, Echinoidea, Camarodonta, Strongylocentrotidae. The record is from RefSeq and is a predicted model, not a curated record. The transcript has 8 exons.
UUACACUGAAAUGUGAGAGAACAAGCAAUUAGGCCGUCGUGAGGGGUGCAGGUGAUCCGUGCCUACUGCAGCUACGCGACGCAAAACUCAAUGCGUACGUUGCUUUGUGUUCGCAACCUAAGCUAGCUGAUUCCUGGACUGAAUUCAAAUGUAAGAAUAGUCACAAUUGGGUAGAACAGUGUUCCAUUGCGCAUCAUCAUCUUAACCAGAAGGACUGCAUGACUGAGGAUUCACAAAAAUGACCAGUAAUCUAAAGCUUCAUUGGAAGUGCAUAUAUGGCACGGUGAUCUUCCUUUCUGUUGGUUUACCCGCGCCAUCAGAUGCAAUGGAAAUGACACAAACCUGCUGCAAGAACGUGUUUGGACUCAACUACACCUUACCAAUGUUCAACGAGUGUCAAAAGAAGCAAAACACCAACGGCAGUAUGGUACAGAUGAUUCCAAAGCUCAUCACUGCUCCGAUGGCGGCUAACGGUUGCCCUAGACGAAAAGGAAAAUUAGGAAUUCCUCCCGGAUACAGAACAUGCAAAUUUCCUGAUUGUGACAAGAAGCUUUGUGAAAACGGCUGGUGCGAGGAGACUAUGGAAAGCUAUCUAUGCCACUGUUCACCUGGUUUUCAAGGGAAACAUUGCAAUGAGCAAGCACCCUCAGUUAUUACUGACUUCACGGACAUGUCUACAAUCAUACCGGCCGAAAUGACGCAAGUCUCCGCCACGGACGUUCCUAUCUUCCCACGUGACUGUGCUGAGAUACAGACUGGUGGACUAUCCAAUCUCAGUGGAGUGUAUCCCAUCUAUCCCGAUGGAGUUGGUGAUGAUCCUCUCUUCGUUUACUGUGAUAUGGAAACGGACGGUGGCCGCUGGACGGUCUUCCAGCGUAGACAAGAUGGUUCUGUUGACUUCUCUCUCUCCUGGUCCGAAUACAAGCACGGUUUUGGAAACGUUUCCACCGAGCACUGGCUCGGUAACGACAACAUCCACCGUCUUUCCCGUAAUAAGACCUACGAGCUACGGAUCGACCUCGAAGACUUCGAGGGACAAACGCGCUACGCCACCUACAGCGAUUUCAAUAUUGCAAACGAGACCGCAAAUUACAUCCUGGCAUUUGGCAACUAUUUCGGAGACGCAGGUGACAGUUUGCGGUAUCAGUAUUAUUAUCCGUUCACUACAUGGGACCGCGAUAAUGAUUUCUAUGAGGGAAACUGCGCCUCUUAUUAUCAAGGAGGCUGGUGGUACCAUUUUUGCCAUUAUGCUAACCUCAACGGCCAAUACCUGAAAGGUCCAACGGGGAGCUACAACAUGGGUGUGGUAUGGGAUGGCUGGCGCGGUCUUUCAUACUCCCUCAAGAAGACGGAGAUGAAGCUUCGCCCGACGUAAUUAAAUAACAAAGGACCCCUCUGGACAACCUCCCUAGAUCUAAGCAGGUGUCGGUUUUACGCGGGGUUUCGUAAGCACAAUUAAGAGCACCGCACUUUACAUUUUGUAUUUUAUCACACACAGCUUCUCAGCUUUUUUCACUUUGAAAAGGACCCCCUUAAAACAGUGUUACUCAUUUAAGUAUCAGUUUAAAAUAAAGGGAGUAAUUUUACGCCGUGUUGCUGUAAUUAAAGUAGAUAUUCAUUGAUUUUAAAAACUAACUUUAUUUUCAUUAUUGCAAAGUUGAAACUUUGAU